Molecule: messenger RNA, 2092 nt
Organism: Astrephomene gubernaculifera
Lineage: Eukaryota; Viridiplantae; Chlorophyta; Chlorophyceae; Chlamydomonadales; Astrephomenaceae
Source: the annotation of a GenBank genome assembly
GUGGCACACAAUUGUGUGGAUAUUAGCUUCUUUACCAGAGGUUAUAGUCUCUAGUAGACUACUUUCUAGCUGUGUCCCAAGGCCAGAUCCUUUUCGGAAGGUCGUUUAGCACUUCUGUGCUUCCUAUUGUGCUAAGAGGACUUUGUCCUAAGGCGUAGCCUUUCAGCUUCGUAGUUUACCUGAACUUUUCGCAAUGGCCCUGCAAAUGACCCUGAAGCAGCAGCGCGCUUGCGCCCGCGCCAGCGCUCGGCAGCCCUUCCGCGCUGCGGCUCCCGCUGGCCGUCCUCGCCGGUGCGCCGUCCGCGUGCAGGCCACCGCUGCGCCCAACGACCUGAACGCUGGUCUGGGCUUUGAGACCAUGCGCGAUGGUAUUAAGAAGGCCGCUAAGGAGUCCAUCCUGACUCCCCGCUUCUACACCACCGACUUCGAGGAGAUGGAGCAGAUCUUCAGCCAGGAGAUUAACCCUAACCUGGACAUGGAGGAGCUGAACGCCUGCCUCACGGAGUUCCGCAACGACUACAACAAGAUCCACUUCGUCCGCAACGAGACCUUCAAGGAUGCCGCCGAUAAGAUCACCGGCGACACCCGCAAGAUUUUCAUUGAGUUCCUGGAGCGCUCCUGCACGGCCGAGUUCUCCGGCUUCCUGCUGUACAAGGAGCUGGCCCGCCGCAUGAAGGCCACUAGCCCCGCUGUCGCUGAGAUGUUCCUGCUGAUGAGCCGCGACGAGGCCCGCCACGCCGGCUUCAUCAACAAGGCCCUCUCCGACUUCAACCUGGCUCUGGACCUGGGCUUCCUCACCAAGAACCGCACCUACACCUACUUCAAGCCUAAGUUCAUCAUCUACGCCACCUUCCUGUCCGAGAAGAUCGGCUACUGGCGCUACAUCACCAUCUACCGCCACCUGCAGCGCAACCCCGACAACCAGCUCUACCCGCUGUUCGAGUACUUUGAGAACUGGUGCCAGGACGAGAACCGCCACGGCGACUUCCUGGCUGCCUGCCUGAAGGCCAAGCCCGAGCUGCUGAACACCUGGGAGGCCAAGCUCUGGAGCAAGUUCUUCUGCCUGUCUGUGUACGUGACCAUGUACCUGAACGACCACCAGCGCACCGCCUUCUACGAGGCGCUGGGCCUGAAGACCCGCCAGUUCGACCAGCACGUCAUCAUUGAGACCAACCGCGCCACCGAGCGCCUGUUCCCCGUGGUGCCCGACGUGGAGGACCCCGCCUUCUUCCCGCUGCUGAACGACAUGGUGGAGGUCAACGACAAGCUGUGCGCCCUGGACACCCAGAACAUGCCCGACUUUGUGCGCGCGCUGGCCAAGCUGCCCCUGCAGGAGCGCUUGGCCUCCAUGCUCAUCCGCCUGAUGUUCUGCAAGGAGAAGGAGUGCGGCAGCGUGGACGUGGCCGGGUCGGCUGCCUCGCAGAUGGCCGCUUUCUAAGCGCCAUGCCUCUUUUCCCUCCGGGUCAACUUGUUCCCUGUCUCGGACUGUACGUCCUGACGGGAAUAAUAUAGCUGGGUUUCCCAAGCCGGCUUUUUGUACGAGAUAGAGCAGAGCAGAGCAACAUCUGGCGUUGUGUUGCGUGGGAUUCCUGUGAGUGGAUUAAUAGUCAAAUUUAGCUCAGCGCGCGGCUUCUGGGUGCUAGACGUGUAGCUGGUGAUUGGCAGGAUUGGCCGGGGGCGCGGGCCACGUGCAUGGCCUGGGACCGCGUUGCAGAGACGACAUUGCUUUAUGCCAUUCGAGAUCGUCUUUGAAUGGGUUGUAAGUCAAGAAUGACCGUGACGCUAAUGUGGGUUUAUAGCAUAUUCGUGUUGACAAUUUCGCACUGCAUUAUUGCUCCUGAAACAGUAGCUGUCGUGCCCGAUGUGGCAUGGCCGUAACGGCUUCUUUUUGACCAAUUGCUAUCUGUUCCUAUCUGCCUGAAGCGAGAGGUUGUGGCAGCACCCAGCCUCAGUGGAUGGCACGUAUUGUUUAUGGGCAUGUCCGCCAUGUAUUUUCUGCACGCAGAGCUCCAAACCCUGAGGGGUAUUAUCAAUGGAGAUGCGGACAACUUUCGAGCAGAUCUACCCUUGUAACUACAAAUGUGAGGAUGCC